AUGCCGCCAAAAUCUAACCGUACCAGUGGCAGCGAGCCUAAUAGCAACGGGCAAAAUGGCAUAGAGCCAUCAGACACGACCAAGGCCGAAGACGAUGUACCGGCUUGUCAGUCUUGUCGCAAGAAAAAGGCGCGAUGCGAUCGCGCACAGCCAUGCUCUCAAUGUGUCCGGUUUAAGGUCACUUGCGUCUACGAUGACAGGAGAAUGAAGCCUGGUCUCCGCGCUGGUGCGGUUGACCAGCUCUAUCGCCGCGUCGAAACCCUCGAGAACAUGUUUCUUGGACAGGAGAUGCUGUGGCAACAAGUAUGGCAAGCGCUUCAUCCAGAUCCAUCUCUCCCAGAGCAAAUCAAAAACGCGACCGGCGGUACAGAUUUAGAACAGCGACGAAAACAGUUGAAAACCCGUUUGCUGGAACCUGUGCCUUAUACAGAGCGUGCAAAGGGACAACAAGUCCGGAUUGAAAGUAUGAAAGAUGUGGAGGCAACAACCUGCGCAGCAAAGCGCCGCCGACUAAAUGAGAACGCCUCUUCGACCCCUUCCAUCGACGUUGACGACGAUCUGACUGCGAUCUUGCCGCCCGACGUCAUGGAUGAGUUGGUUGAUUUUUACUGUGUCAAUAUUCACCCCUGGAUUCCGAUCCUACAUGUGGCCAAGUUUCGCGAGCGCAUACGAUCGCCGAAACAUCGCUCGCGAGUUGCUUGUAUUCUCCAUGCAAUUAUAGCAGUCUGCGCCCGUUUUUCACAAAGCGACUUCCUACAGAACGAAGACUUGAAAACACGAAUCGCCGUAAAGAGUCGCCAAAAAGUCAUUCUGAACAGUACGGAGUCUUUCUCUGUUGAAAAUUUGCAAGCUCUUAUCAUUCUUGCUUUCGAAACUAUCGGUCGCGGUCGCGGGCCUUCAUCAUGGUCAAUUGUCGGGAGCAUGGUGGGCACGGUAGAACAGCUGCAGCUGGGCGUCGAGGAGGAUGCACUUUACCGAGGCACAAAUCCAGGGGAAACUUUGAUUCGGCGCAUGGUCUUCCUGAGUCCCUCAAAUUCUUGGAGCGAAGCAGAGGAACGCAGGAGGGUUUUCUGGACCGUUUUCCUGAUGGACCGAUUUUGCAGUGUCUCUACCGGGUGGAAGAUCAGUCUAACAAGUGCCGAUGUGGAGCGCCGUUUACCAUGCGAAGGUGCUCUGUGGGAGAUGGAACAGGCAGUUGAAGCACCAUACUUUGGAAUUUCAGAUUCUAGGGACCAUGCAUCAAGUAGCUCUAUCCUUAACGGAAAUAGAGUAUCAGCAAAUGCGGAAGAUCAAGAUGCCAUCGGUGGUUUUGCCUACAAUAUCGAAGCCACCGAAUCACUCGCUUUGGUCACCAACUUUUUCCUCCAUCAUGCCUUCAUUGUCAGUGAUGCCGAAAAGGCGCAGGUAUGGCUUAUGAAGUUUAAAGAAUUGGAUUUGCGACUAAUCCAAUGGAAAAUGUAUCUACCUUCGAAGUGGCGGGAAGCUUCAGUUUUAAACAGAGAUGGAGUAAUGGACCCUAAUCUCACGCUGGCUCAUAUCACGCACAACACCGCUGUAAUACUUCUCCAUCAAGGAAUCGCGUAUCCUCCAGCUCAUUGGCAAGCCUGUCCUAUCAGGCUCCCAUCCGCUUCUUCUGCAGAAACCUGUUUAGAAGCAGCCUCUGAAAUCGCGACCAUUGGCCAUCAGUUUUUGACCUUCUCGCCAAUUUUUACGAACCCUCAAUUCUCGUUCUGUCUUUUUAUCGCGGGGAGAAUGCUUCUAGCUCAUGCGAAAUACAACAAAGUUUCUGUACCACCGGCGUUUGACACGCUAAUCGCAAGCCUCCUGGAAAUUUCCCAACGUUGGAUGGGAAGAAUCGAACCUUCAAGUUCACAUAAUGAGAAUCUUGCCUCCAGUCUUGCCAAGCGCCUGAUUGAGGCCCAAAAUAACUCAGGCGCCGCUCCUCGACCAAGUCUGGAUAUCCGCCAGACUGCAUACUCGGACGAAUCGAAAGGGCAACAUACAUUCGGAGCCUCGCCCUCACAAGGCUCGCUGUACUUUCCAAUGGCUGCAAAUGCAGUAUCUCCCGCAAGAUAUAUGAGCAGAGAGGGAUUUCAAAACUUGCCUAGUCUUGACCCGUUUAGUCUGGCGUUCCCACCUCUUCCUCAAGCCUUCCAACAAGACUUUCCCGUGUAUACAAGGUCCGAUUCCUUGUCAGUCUAUGCACACGCUACUGGGGAUCAAGCAUCUUCACCUGUGAUGAUGGAUCCUUCCCAACAAAAUUUCAACAUGUGGCACGGUUCAGGUAUAAAUUUCGGACAUGGCAUUGUCAGCCCUCAAGAGGACUUAUCGCAGGUUUUUAGCCUAACUCCAAGCCCCGGCCAAAGGAUCAGUCGCUAUGGCGGCGCACAAAUUGAGGGUCAAGUGGGGAAUGCCAAAAGUCCCAAUGUCUAA
Messenger RNA from Penicillium manginii, 2433 nucleotides. RefSeq lists its product as uncharacterized. Gene Ontology annotation, molecular function: zinc ion binding; DNA-binding transcription factor activity, RNA polymerase II-specific; DNA binding. Gene Ontology annotation, cellular component: nucleus. The coding region runs from base 1 to 2433 and encodes 810 amino acids. Gene Ontology annotation, biological process: DNA-templated transcription; regulation of DNA-templated transcription. The transcript has 3 exons. Lineage: Eukaryota; Fungi; Ascomycota; Eurotiomycetes; Eurotiales; Aspergillaceae. The record is from RefSeq and is a predicted model, not a curated record.